UCGCACACAGCAACUUCACGCCUUCCCCCAACCUCAAUCCCUAACCAACUCUCACACUCAUCAUGGCCGAGCGCGGCGCUUUCCGAGGCGGGCGCGGACGCGGCGGCGGCGAUCGUGGUGGUCGUGGAGGACGGGGCGGCCAUGGUGGAGGUGGAGGAGCCCAGGCAGGACAUACUGACACGCGUCCCAAGAAGGAGAAUAUUCUCGAUCUCUCCAAGUAUACGGACAAGGAAAUCACUGUGAAGUUCCAGGGCGGGCGCGAAGUUAUCGGCAAGCUCAAAGGCUACGACGGCCUCAUGAACCUCGUCCUCGACGACGUGAAAGAAGUCAUGGCUGAUGACCAAGGCAACCAAACCACGCGCCCUCUCGGCCUCGUCGUCGCUCGUGGCACCCUACUCACCGCAAUCUACCCAAUGGAUGGAAGUCGUGAGAUCGCGAAUCCUUUCCAGGCAGGCGAGGAAUGAGUCUUAAACUCCCCCUCAUUCCUCUAAUAAUUGCGUUUACUACGCUCACAGAUGAGGAACAUGGCUUGUACCCUAUUCGAGAGGAGGUGGGUGGUGAGGAGGAAGAUGGUGCCGAUUCUGGUGAUGGUGCGGGAGCUGAUGCUAGUGGUGAUGUUGGAGCUGAUGCUAGUGAUGGUGUUGGGGCUGAUACUAGUGAUGUUGCUGGGGCUGAUAUUGAUUUUGGUGCUGGGGCUGAUGCUGGUGAUGGUGCUACAGUUGGCGCUACAGUUGGCGCUAUAGUUGAUACUACAGUUGUCACGUGUGAGGCUGCUAAGAAUGAGGUGAAGGAUGAGGAGAAGGUUGAAAAGGAGUGAUACCCUAACUCCUAGCGGAAUUCCAUAUCUUCUCGGCGUAAGAGGAUAAAAUGGGCAUAGGUCGGUGGGAUGCA
Messenger RNA from Lindgomyces ingoldianus, 891 nucleotides. RefSeq names its product U6 snRNA-associated Sm-like protein LSm7. The transcript has 3 exons. Gene Ontology annotation, molecular function: RNA binding. Bases 63 to 464 code for a protein of 133 amino acids. Gene Ontology annotation, biological process: mRNA splicing, via spliceosome; nuclear-transcribed mRNA catabolic process. Gene Ontology annotation, cellular component: spliceosomal tri-snRNP complex; U2-type prespliceosome; catalytic step 2 spliceosome. Lineage: Eukaryota; Fungi; Ascomycota; Dothideomycetes; Pleosporales; Lindgomycetaceae. The record is from RefSeq and is a predicted model, not a curated record.